UUUUGUUUUAUAGAAACUCAAGUUGAUAAUAAUGUUCUCGGACCAUUGUAUGCACGUUUUCGAAAACCGCAGUAUUCUCAACAAUCAAAUGGCCGAUACGAAUGUGUGAAACCAGGUUUCUACGCUGAUGUAUACGAUUGUAGAAAGUAUUAUGAAUGUGUAAAGGUUGAAAACAACAGUCGCCAUCAAAACUUUCGUCAAUAUGUUCACAAAUGCAAGAGCGGUGAAGUUUUCUCGUAUGCAAGUAGUACCUGCACGCAACCCCAAAAAAGUGGAAGGGCAGAAUGCAGUGACUAUCCGCGAUCAAAGGAGCAAGACAGUACAGGUAAUGAUUCACUACAUAAAACAACAGAAACACAGACAGAAAUACAGACAGAAACAUCGGAAGUAUAUUCAAAUCGAAGACAUAAAGAAAACCAGAGACGAAAAGAAAGAAACAGACACAGAAGUGAAAGUUCGCAAAGUAAUAGUAACAGUGAAGAACAUCACAAAAAAACACCAAAACCGACAACGAAAAAAGAAACCAACAGAGAUAUAGAAAGCACAACUCAAACAAUUACCACACAUCACACCACAACGAAAAAACAUUCAAGAAGCAAAGAGGAAAGCCAAAGCAGUGAAAGCACUGAAGAAUUGGAGAAGUCACAGAUUUCUACAGAAAGUCAAUCCAGCAGCAACGAAGAUAAUAAGAGCAAGAAAAAAGAAAAUAACCAAAAACCGACAACCAAAAAGGAAAUAGAAAGCACAACUCAAACAAUUACCCCAAAUCAUACCACAACGAAAAAACAUUCAAGAAGCGAAGAAGAAAGUCAGAGCAGUGAAAGCACCGAAGAAUUAGAGAAGCCACAAAUUUCUACGGAAAGUCAAUCUAGCAGCAACGAAGAUAAUAAGAGCAAGAAAAAAGAAAAUAAAAAAGAGCACCAGAAAGAUAAAAAGCAUAAAGAUAAAAAUAAAAAUAGUAGUGAAAGUAGUAGCAGUAGUAGUAAAGAACGUCAAACAAAAAGACCAAAACCGACAACCAAAAAGGAAAUAGAAAGCACAACUCAAACAAUUACCACACAUCAUACCACAACGAAAAAACAUUCAAGAAGCGAAGAAGAAAGCCAGGGCAGUGAAAGCACAGAAGAAUUGGAGAAGCCACAGAUUUCUACGGAAAGUCAAUCUAACAGCAACGAAGAUAAUAAGAGCAAGAAAAAAGAAAAUAAAAAAGAACACCAGAAAGAUAAAAAGCAUAAAGAAAAAAAUAAAAAUAGUAGUGGAAGUAGUAGCAGUAGUAGUGAAGAACGUCAAACAAAAAGACCAAAACCGACAACCAAAAAGGAAAUAGAAAGUACAACUCAAACAAUUACCACACAUCAUACCACAACAAAAAACAUUCAAGAAGCGAAGAAGAAAGCCAGAGCAGUGAGAGCCGCGAAAAUCCAGGAUCAACGCCACAGAUUCCUACCGAAGGUCAAUCCGGAAGCAAAGAGGAUAGUCAGAGCAAUGAGAAUGGCGAAAAUCAAGGAACAUCCCCGCAAGUUCCUACGGAACGUGAAUCUGGAAGCAAAGAAGGCAAUCAGAGCAGUGAGAGCCGCGAAAAUCCAGGAUCAACGCCACAGAUUUCUACCGAAGGUCAAUCCGGAAGCAAAGAGGAUAGUCGGAGCAAUGAGAACGGCGAAAAUCAAGGAACAUCCCCGCAAGUUCCUACCGAACGUGAAUCUGGAAGCAAAGAAGGCAAUCAGAGCAGUGAGAGCCGCGAAAAUCCAGGAUCAACGCCGCCGAUUCCUACCGAAGGUCAAUCCGGAAGCAAAGAGGAUAGUCAGAGUAGUGAGAGCCGCGAAAAUCAAGGAUCAACGCCACAGAUUCCUACCGAAGGCCAAUCUGGGAGCAAAGAGAAUAAUCAGAGCGGUGAAAGCCGCGAGAAUAAAUAAAGAGGAUAGUCAAAGCAGUGAGAGUCGCGAGGACAGAGGGACGACGCCGCAGAUUCCUACAGAAAAUCAAUCUGGAAGCGAAGAAGGCAACCAAAACAGUGAGAGCUGCGAAAAUCAAGGAUCAACGCCGCAGAUUCCUACGGAAGAUAAAUCGAGAAGUAAAGAGGAAGGCCAAAGCAGUGAAGAUGUCAAAGAUAUAACUACACAAGUUCCACAUUGUCCAGAUGGAAAUAAGAAUGAUUCGGAUAAACCUGUUUCAGAGUGUACUUCUCCUGGUUUUUUUCCAGAUCUUCAUGAUUGUGCAAAGUAUUAUAGAUGCGUUAAAUUGGAAUCCAAUACCUUCAAUAAGUUCGAAUUUGUGUGUCCACCUGGAAUGAUAUGGGAUGAAGAUAAGACAAGUUGUAAUUUUGCAUGGGCUGUUAAACGGUUAUCAUGCAAAAGUAAAGAGGGAAAUAUACCUGAAAAAAAUAAUGAAACCGACAAAAAUGGAAAACAAACUACUACUGACUUUCCAACCUCUACCGAACUUUCGACUAAGUCAACUACUCCUACGGAAUUCAUUUGUCCUAUUGGAAAUUUGACUGGAGAUCAAAUUCUUCUUGUUUGUCCUACUGGUUUCCGACGUCAUCCGAAAUACUGCAAUCUUUUCUAUCAAUGUACUAUGACAAAUAGUAUAAAUGGUAAAAUUGUUGUAUUUAUGUGCCCUGAAGACAGGAUUUUUGAUGAUAAGAAAAUACGAUGCGUGAAGGAUAUUCGUAAAAUCCUUUGUGGGCAUAAUAGUUGUAAGAGAUUUGAUUCUUCAACUACAGAUAUGCCAAAAUCAAUCCUACAUGUUUCCACAAGGAAAUUAUGUCCAGGAGAAGGUCAUUUUCCUUAUAGUAAAGGCUGUUCAAAUGUAUACUACAAAUGCAAACGUGAUUUACGUGGUGUACUUCAAGGAUAUCUCUUUAAAUGUCCACAUGGAAAGAUAUAUUCAUGCAGUUCACGACGUUGCGAACGCAGUAAAUAUCACUCAGGAUGCAAAUGGAGAGAUAAUAAUAAAAAAGAUAAUGGACAAUCUGCAUUUUCCAAAGGAUUGUAUAUUAGCCAUCAAAAGAUGUUUUAUGUUCGUCCAAAACUACCUUAUCUGGAAAAAAAUUAA
Molecule: messenger RNA, 3054 nt
Organism: Linepithema humile (Argentine ant)
Lineage: Eukaryota; Metazoa; Arthropoda; Insecta; Hymenoptera; Formicidae
Source: RefSeq, a predicted model, not a curated record